This is a messenger RNA of Centrocercus urophasianus (Greater sage-grouse), 4493 nucleotides long. It is a transcript of the gene CRYBG2, whose product is annotated as crystallin beta-gamma domain containing 2. The record is from RefSeq and is a predicted model, not a curated record. NCBI's taxonomy places the organism in Eukaryota, Metazoa, Chordata, Aves, Galliformes, Phasianidae.
CUGCGUGGUGGCAGGGCCCGCAUGGAUCUGCCGUUCCAGCACAGUGAGGCGAAGGGCUUCGUCUCCAGUGCCGAGCUGAGCAUGAAGCAAACAGCAGCACCCGGACCCGAGAGCCGAUCCCGGUUCCAGAAAGUCUCACUGGUGUCACGACGGCUGGAGCACAUGGCAGGAGGGGGGGGCCGGGAUGGCAGCCCCUCCCGCGUCUCCCUGCUGCUGCAGGCCUGGGAGAGGGAGAUCGUGGAGAAGACGGCGUCGGGGCCGAGCGCGGUGACGCAGCGCAGCUGUUCGUCCUCUGUCAGCAUCCUGAAGGACUUUGCAGCGCACGGCCCCAUUUUCUCACAGGUCUUCUCGCCACGGCGGCGGGAGGAGAAGCGGGAGGAUGACACAGUGCCUGCGCCCAGAGAUGUCCCUGUGCACCGUGAGAGCUACAUGCAUGGCGUGCUGCUCCCCACUGCGCCCCGCUGCCAGCGCUCAACACGUGACCCCAAGCCCAGGGCCAGGCAUGUCACUGUGCUGCGGGAGGGCAGGGAGGCGGAGGAGGGCAGGAAAACCCAAAAUGGAGUGUGCAAAGCCACCACUGUGCCCCCAUCGCAUCAGAAAGGCUGUAAGCCGGAUGGUGGUGGCAUCACCAAGAUCACAGCACGUGGCAAAAGCUCACUGAACACCCUGGAUACCAGGGAAUCCUCCAGGGAGAAAUGUCCAAAGCCAAAUGAAUCCAUGUCCGAUGCAAUGCCAAGAGGCAGAGACAAACCCCAGGACCUGCAAACCAGUACAGCCAGUGCCCAGUGUCCUCUGACAGAUCAGUCUGGAGCCAGAGAAGGAGGUGCAGUGCAUAGGGAUGGCUCUAUUUCAGCCAUACAGCCCAGGACAGAGAGCUCUGAGGAAACUGGUGGCACCUCCAAAAACAUCUCCAAGGAAGCAAGUGAUGGACCUGAGCUGUUACAUGGAGCACGAGCAUCUCCAAAAGACACAGAAGUUGAAAUGAAGGAGGGUGAGAUGGUGAAGAAUCAUGAGGGUGUGGCCCAGAGCAUCCCUGAGCCUCCUAUGGAGAGCACUGCAGAGCCCCAGCCUGAGAACACUGCAAAGCCCCAGCCUGAGAGUGUCCCAAAGCCUCAACCUGAGAGCAUCCCAAAACCCCAACCUGAUAGUGUCCCCAAAUGCCAAUUUGAUAGUGUCCCAAAACUUCAACCUGAGGGUGUUCCAGAACUUCAACCUGAGGGUGUCCCAAAACUGCAAAGUGAGAGUAUCUCAAAGCCUCAACCUGAGAGUGCCCCAAAACUUCAAUCUGAGGGUGUCCCAAAACCUCAACCUGAGAGUGUCCCCAAACCCCAACCUGACAGCACCCCAAAAUCUCAACCUGAGAGUUCCCCAAAACUUCAAUCUGAGGGUGACCCAAAACCCCAACCAGAGGGGGUCCCCAAACCCCAAUUUGAGAGCACCCCAAAACCUCAACCUGAGAGUGUCCCCAAACCUCAAUCUAAGAGCAUCUCAAAGCCCCAAAGUGAGAGCAUCCCGGAGACCUCCCAUGAGUCCCCAGCUCCACCAUCAGAGAGUCCCCCAGAUGCAUCCGAGGAGGAUCCUGAGCUGGUGGUGGACAUGGAAAUCUUCGUGGACACGCUGCGCAACAUGGAGCCCUCAGAGAUACGGAAGGCACCCAAGGUUCCGCGCCAGCCCCGGCCCUCAGCACUGGGUCGCUGCACAGCACUGCCACCCAUCCAUGAGGACCGCGUGGCCCCACGCACCCACAUCUCACUGCCUGUUGCCCUGCAGGAGCUGCUGGCAUGGGGAGGGGGGGGACAACGAGCUGAGACCCCCCCAGAGGGCACUGAGAGCCACGAUGAGGAGGAGGAGAUUGAGAACCCCUACCUGAGCCCUGGGGAGAAGACACUGAGGAAGGCUCAGAAUGGCAAUGGGGAACUGGGUUCGCUCCUGGGGGGGCCGAUGCAGGGCAGGGCCACGGGUGAGCGCAGUAUUCUGUUCCGAGGGAAUGUCCUCAAAGGGAUGGCACUGCUCUCUGACUUCCUGGAGCACCGUGCAGCUGCAGCAGAUGAGGCCAAGCCCUACUCACGCCUGGACAACAGCAUGCUUUACAGCCGCUUCGUGUCCUCCGCCAGCACCCACAAUGGGGUCUCCAAUGGUAUAGGUGCUGGUGACCAGCCCAGCACUGAGCUGGAAGCACUGAGUCAUGACCACAACCCUUCUGUUCCUGAAGAGCCAGCGAGUGCCGGAGCCCCAUACCCCACUGACAUCCCGCAGGAUGACAAGGAGGGCUCUGUGAAGAUAAACGCCAGACCCGGAAAGAUCAUCCUCUUCUCUGAGGCUGGCUUCGCAGGGCACAGACGGGAGAUCUGGGGUGAUGUCCCCGACGCUACAUCUUGGGAGCUGUCACACAAAAUCUCCAUCAGGGUCAUCCGUGGAGGGUGGGUGAUGUAUGAAAAACCACGGUUCCAUGGACGCAAGUGUGUGCUGGCAGAGGGGGAUGUGGAGAUUGACAACCCCUGGAUAGUGUAUGGGCAGAGCGAUGAGUCGCGUGGCAGUCGGCCCUUCCGCAUCGGCUCCUUCAAGAGGGUGGUGAAGGAUUACUGCACGCCUGAGAUCAGCCUGUUUGCUGAGGAAAACGGAGAAGGCGCCAGACUGCAGUUCAGCGACUCGGCCGAGGAUACCCGCGUGCAGGGGCAGCCACUCACUGCUUCCUCCAUCAUUGUGCACUCGGGACUGUGGCUGGUUUACUCCAAGCCCUUCUUUGAUGAUGACCCCUAUGUCCUGGAGCCAGGCGGGUACCCCAACCUGAAGGCCUGGGGAGCGAAGGAUCCAUCCAUCUGCUCCAUGCAUCCCAUCAGGCUGGGCUGCCCGGUGGUGGAGCGUCCUGGCGAGCCGCAGGUGCUGAUCUAUGAGGACAGGGACUUCCAGGGACACAGCUCCAUCAUCAGCCGGGAUGUCUACGACCUGAAGCGCCUGCCCGAACUGCCGCUGCCCACCGUGGGCUCAAUGCGUGUCCUGGGUGGCUGCUGGGUCGGCUAUGAGAAGGAGGGCUUCCGUGGCCACCAGUACCUGUUGGAAGAAGGAGAGUACCAGGACUGGCGGCAGUGGGGUGGCUAUGGCAAGGAGCUGAUGUCCUUACGGCUCAUACGGACGGAUUUCUCUGACCCAGCACUGGUGCUCUUCGAGGCCAUGGACUUUGAGGAGGGUCCCAGCGUGGAGCUGAGUGAGGCACUGCCCGAUACACAGCUGGCUGGCUAUGGCACCGUCACACAGUCCAUCCAUGUGCUGAGUGGUGUGUGGGUGGCCUACGAGGGCCCCAACUUUUCGGGAGAGCAAUACAUCCUGGAGAAGGGAGUGUAUCGCAACUUUGAGGACUGGGGAGCCACCAACUGCCGCAUUGCCUCGGCACAGCCCAUCCUGCAGGUUAGGGAACACAACCUGCACUUCGUCUCCAAGAUCCUGCUCUUCUCGGAGCCUGACUUCCUGGGGGAGCACCUUGCCUUUGAGGACGAGCAGAGUGCCCUGCCUGACAGCUUUGUGCCCCGCUCCUGCAGGGUUCGUGGGGGCAGCUGGAUCCUGUUUGACAGCCAGGCCUUCACUGGGCAGCAGCAUGUGCUGUCCGAGGGUGAGUACCCCACGUUGGGUGCCAUGGGCUGCCUCUCCUCCACCACCAUCCGCUCCUUGAAGAAGGUCCCAGUGUUCUUCUCAGAGCCCUCCAUCUUCCUGCACGGCCUGGAGUGUUUCGAGGGGAAGGAGAUCGAGUUGAACAGUGAAGUGCGGAGUCUCCAGGCAGAGGGUUUCAACAACCAUGUGCUGUCAGUGCGUGUCAAAGGUGGCAUCUGGGUGCUAUGUGAGCACGGUGACUUCCGAGGCCGCCAGUGGCUGCUGGAGUGCACUGAGAUCACCAACUGGCUGACCUACAGCGGGCUGCAGCACGUGGGGUCCCUCUACCCCAUCCGCCAGAGACGGAUCUAUUUCCGCAUCAGGAGCAAGGAGCUGCAGCUCUACCUGUCUGUCCCUGAUGAUGUGGAGGACAUGAAAGCAGGGCGCGUGGUGGUCUCCAGCCUGAGCGAGCAGAGCAGCUCUGUAUGGUACUACGAGGAUGGGCUGCUGAAAAACCAGGUUGCCCCCGCCAUGAGCCUGCAGGUCAUCGGGCCAGCUGGGAAGGGAGCAAAGGCGGUGCUGUGGUCCGAAACCCGGAUGCCAUGUCAGACCUGGAGCAUCAAUUCUCAGGGACGGAUUCACAGCCAGAUGUUUGAGGAUAUGAUUCUCGAUGUAAAAGGCGGCCGAUCAUACGACCGGGACCAUGCCAUCAUUUGGGAGGUAGCUGAAGAACGCCCCACACAGAUCUGGGAGAUACAGGUGCUAUGAGCAGGGAGCAUGUGGCCCUGGUGCCAGCAAGUGUAACAGGGAAGGACAGGAACACCCUGCAGUGGUGGGAGCUGCCUCCUGCCCCGCUGCCUGCGAGCAGCUGCCAUGAAGGAUGCCAUGACCACCCCCAUUGCCCAACU